Molecule: messenger RNA, 1545 nt
Organism: Zasmidium cellare ATCC 36951
Lineage: Eukaryota; Fungi; Ascomycota; Dothideomycetes; Mycosphaerellales; Mycosphaerellaceae
Exons: 1
Coding region: 1-1545 (514 amino acids)
Source: RefSeq, a predicted model, not a curated record
AUGUCGGCGUCAAGGUGUGCUUCGCCGUUUUCUCUGCUUAACCCGACGGCACAUUCGUCACCCUAUCAGUGCGACCCAGAAUUCGUGCCACACUGGUAUCUCAACGACGAUCUGAUGCACGACUGCCCCUUCAAUAUCAAGACGUGUCAAGGCUGUGAUGGCAGCCAUUCAGACUGCGUUUCUGAAGAUGGCGUCGACCAGCGCUCCGAGGCUUCGACUUCAUCAUCCAGGACAGGGGUCGCUUUGUCGUACAUGCGCUCGGCGACACCGUCAUCCAGCAUCGUGUCGUUCAACAGCUCGGCGGCGUGCCGAAUACAGCUCAAGGAGGAGUUUCUCAGACUCUACUUUCCGGCCGGCAUAUCUCACAACGACACCGACUUCAUGUUCUCUAAAUUCCUCUGUCGCGACAUGCUCGAGGACAAAGGAACGGCCAGCCGACUUGCGAUCGACGCAUUGGCAUUCAUCCAAAUAGGAACGGCACAACGGGACGAGAGGCUGGUUCACGAGGCCCACUCGAGAUACCAAGCCGCAGUGAGAAGCCUCAACACCGAUCUUGCCGACCCCGGAGCAAUGUACAACGACGGAGUGCUUAGUGCUGCCUACAUUCUCGGAUUCUGCGAAGUCUUUAAACCGCUCUGUCCCACGGGACGACCUUGGCAAGCCCAUCACCGAGGCCUCCAAGAUCUGCUAGUAGCACGUGGACCAGACGGCGAGUACUCCAGAUUCGCGCAGCUUUUCCUCUACAACUUUCGACACGUCGCAGCAAAUGCGGGAAACUCUGCGCGGAGGAAAGUCCCAAUCGCAGGCAAAGACUGGAAACGCUGUUCUGCAAUCACAGACGCCUUCAUGGCAACUCUGAGCGACCACAUCAUCACCUUGCCCGAAGCUCUACAGAGGGCCGACGCAGCUAUUAAGCGAGCAAACCCGAGCGCUCUGUACGACUCGAUCAUGGAACUGGCAAGCUACGAGCGCAGCAUGCAGGCCUGGUUGGUCCGGUGGUAUUCGUCUUUCGAAAAGCUACCGUAUCAUCACGAGAACGCCGAGAAGUAUCCACACUUGCAGAAACACACUCAAGGAGCACCACAAGCAUUUCCAAAGGUCUUGCGGUUCCCGACUUUCAGUCACGCCAGCGCACAGAGUGUCUACUGGAUUGCACUGCUGCAAAUCAAGCAGACGCUAUACGAAGUCAACCAAGGAUUCAAGCUCCCUAUCCUACCUAAGGCCGAAGCGAUCUUGGUCGCAGAAGCGAACGAUAUCGCGGAGAAACUUUGCCAGAGUGUAGGAUGGUUUGCACAACCCAGAUUUGGCUUCUGCGGUGUCUUGAGCUCACGUGGAGCCCUUCACUAUGCCUGUAAAUGGUAUUCGAGGCGAAUGGAACUACAGAAAAUCGCUUGGUGCCAGAAGGUCGCAAAGAGUCUUGAAAGGCAGAACUCCAUGGGCGAUAUCUACCAGCGAAGUUAUCCGCAAUCUCGGAAUCGAGAGCAGAAAGAGGAAGACGACGACGCCGAGUUUGAGGAAGACGAUCAACCGGAUACUCCACCUUGA